GUUGCAGAUGUGCAGAAGACAACAAAAAAUUCUCUCUCUAUUCUUUAUAUAAAAAUCAAAUCAUAGUAUGUCUGUGUGCGUGGGUGUGAGAGUUUUUCUUUAAAUUUUGCAAUGGCGAUAGAAACGGAGACUCAACAAGAACACAAGACAUCUUCAGAAUGCACAGCAGCAGAGAAGAAGAGGUGGAAUCUCAAUGACUUCGAUAUAGUAUGUUGCAUCAUUAGCUAGAGCACUCAUCUAUUGUCAUGGAAGGCAUGUGGAUUCAUAGAGAUAUUAAACCAGAGAACCUUUUGGUUGGAGCGCAGGGUGAGCUCAAAAUUGCAGAUUUUGGUUGGUCGGUGCACUCAUUUAACCGCAGGCGAACACCGGAGAUGGUUGAGAGUGUGAAGCAUGAUGCAGAUGUGGACAUAUGGAGCCUUGGUGUUUUGUGCUACGAGUUUCUUUAUGGGGUGCCUCCAUUUGAAGCAAAAGAGCACGCAGACACGUAUAGAAGGUAAAUGUUGCUAUCUUUGGUUGGCGAUUUUAUCAAUAGCCCGAGUACAUGGAUUAAAGAAACUGAAUGAGCUACAUACCAAAUUAUUUGAUCAAUAGAAUGCAAAUAAGUAAUUUUUCCAGCAAAUGAUAGUCAUAGAAAUAAUGUUUUCAUCAAAGUUGAGCAAUAUUAUCCGAGCCAGAUAAUCAGACAAAUACCAAACUUAGCCCUUGUUUGAUACUUAUUUUUCUCAAAAUACAUUUUUUCUCUCUCUUCUUUUCA
Olea europaea var. sylvestris is the source of this 754-nucleotide messenger RNA. Its product is annotated as serine/threonine-protein kinase Aurora-1-like. Gene Ontology annotation, cellular component: spindle pole centrosome; spindle midzone; chromosome passenger complex. The record is from RefSeq and is a predicted model, not a curated record. Gene Ontology annotation, biological process: mitotic spindle organization; regulation of cytokinesis; protein phosphorylation. Lineage: Eukaryota; Viridiplantae; Streptophyta; Magnoliopsida; Lamiales; Oleaceae. The transcript has 5 exons. Gene Ontology annotation, molecular function: protein kinase activity; ATP binding. The coding region runs from base 246 to 497 and encodes 83 amino acids.